Molecule: messenger RNA, 792 nt
Organism: Moneuplotes crassus
Lineage: Eukaryota; Ciliophora; Spirotrichea; Euplotida; Euplotidae
Source: the annotation of a GenBank genome assembly
AAAAUUUAUAAAAAAUGCAAAGUGAGAUUAACAGAGUGCAAGUGGAGAAAUGGGCUAUUUUCUCAGUGUUUUUGGCCCUGGUCGGACUCCAAGCGACCAUUGGGAUUUUGGAGUUCAUGAUUGGAGGCCGAUGGGGGUUGGUGAUCUUAGGAGUGGUCAGGGGUCUGUGACUGGUGUUUGCAGUAGUGGCUCUUGGGGUGAAUAUGAGAAAUGUGUCUGGGCUGACAAAAACGAGUUUAGAGGAUUGAUCUAUUUUAAGGAAGAAUCAGACUCGAGAAAUGAAGAUAAUGAUAAAACUGAAUAUCUUUUUGACAGUCUUAGCCACGAUCCAUACCCUUUACCUUGGAAUUAGUGGCUCAAAAAAUUAUAGCUUGAUCUGCUUAUAUACCUUCCUGUCAGUAUUCCAAGUAUCUGUUUUUUUUUUGGUGACAAGAGGAUACAUCAGUGAAGAAAGGAUGGAAGUCUGGAAAUUCUCACGUAGUGGGGCUCAAUCACAGAAAUAUCUCCCCCUUGACCAGUUCCAAUAUGGCCAUAUUACUAAAAAGUCCAAACCCGGUGAAAUUUCUAGAGACCAACGUUUUCAGCACACCGCUGAAGUUAAGAACGGAAAGAUUGUGAUCCAGGUCAGGCCAAUUUCUGAUGUCAUUAUUGAGGAUAUUGAGUGUAACUCCAAAGAUCAGCUUGUCUCUUUUGAUGACCAAAUUGAUCAAUACGACCGGAGGUCCGGCCACAGUAUAUUUCUUUCCUAGGAUGUAAUUCAUAGUAUUUCUUAAAGUAAUUCAACCAAUGAAU